Coniophora puteana RWD-64-598 SS2 is the source of this 3360-nucleotide messenger RNA. RefSeq names its product P-loop containing nucleoside triphosphate hydrolase protein. The transcript is spliced from 4 exons. NCBI's taxonomy places the organism in Eukaryota, Fungi, Basidiomycota, Agaricomycetes, Boletales, Coniophoraceae. Gene Ontology annotation, biological process: transmembrane transport. The record is from RefSeq and is a predicted model, not a curated record. Gene Ontology annotation, cellular component: membrane. The coding region runs from base 1 to 3360 and encodes 1119 amino acids. Gene Ontology annotation, molecular function: ABC-type transporter activity; ATP hydrolysis activity; ATP binding.
AUGUCCAUCAACGUCAAGUCUACGAUCAUCUCUGCCGUCUACAAGAAGUCGCUUCGCCUCUCGCCCGAGUCGCAGCAGAAGUUCGGCAAGGGGUACACGAUGAACCUUUUGAACGUCGACUCUGAGUCGAUGAUGAAGAUGAUCGAUGUUGUUCACCAGAUCUGGUCGAUUCCCUUCCAGCUCAUCGCUGUUACUGUUCUGCUCUCGCGCCUUUUGGGUGUUUCCGAGUGGGCGGGUAUCGGUGUUCUCUUCCUCGCGCUUUUCCUCCUCAUCAUGGUCGUCCCCAUCUUCAUGCGCCGCGCCGCGCCCGGUUUCAUGCGUCUCGGUGACGUUCGUCUCCGUACCAUCCGCGAAGUUCUCGACGGCAUGCGUAUCAUCAAGAUCAAUGGUCUUGAGGAGCACUUCCUCGAGAAGCUCCAGGGCAUUCGUACCGAGCAGCUCAAGUACUUGCGCAUGUUCAACACCGGUGUCGCUUGCUUCGUCAUCGUCGGCUCUAUCACCAACACUGUCAUGCCUCUCGCUGCGUUCUCGCUCUUCGGCGCUGUGCACAUGGGCCAGGUCCAGGCGUCGCGCGUUUUCCCCGCGCUCUCGCUCUUCGGCAUGCUCGUCGACCCCCUGAUCGCGCUCCCCCAGCUGCUUUCGUCCUUCGUCAUCGCCGCGACCUCCUACGGCCGCAUCUACUCGUUCCUCCUCGCCGCUGAGAAGUCGGGCAACAGCUCGAUCUCGGACGUGCUCGCCAUCUCGCGCGAGGCGAUCAGCGUCACGCACGGUGCGUUCGACUGGCCCUACUCGGAGAAGCCCGCGCCCAAGAAGGCGGAGAAGUCCGACACGGACUCGAUCGACGAGAAGGACGAGGACGUGCACCGCCCGACGCUGCAGGACAUCAACCUGAACAUCCGCCGCGGCUCGCUCACGGCCAUCGUCGGCUCCGUCGGCUCCGGCAAGACGUCGCUGCUCUCUGCUAUUCUCGGCGAGAUGAAGCGCGUGAACGGGGACCUCGCUGUGCACGGCUCGAUCGCGUACUGCGCGCAGCAGCCGUGGAUCCAGACGGCGUCGAUCCAGGAGAACAUUCUGUUCGGGAAGCCGCUGAACCCAUCGCAGCUGCAGACGGCGAUCACGACGACCGCGUUCGACUCGGACCUCGACACGUUCCCGGCGGGCAUGGCGACGCAGAUGGCGGAGAAGGGGAACAACCUUUCCGGUGGUCAGAAGGCGCGGCUGUCGCUCGCGCGCGCGGUGUACUCGGACUCGGAGAUCUACUUCUUCGACGAUGUGCUCGCUGCGCUCGACGCGCGUGUGGGCCGCAAUGUGUUCAACAAGUGCAUCAAGAAGGCGCUGCGCCACAAGACGCGCGUGCUCGUCACGCACCAGCUGCAGUACCUGAACCAGGUGGACCAUAUCAUCGUGAUGCACGAGGGGCACAUUGUCGAGCAGGGUACGUUUGAGGAGCUCGUGUGCAACAACGGCGAGCUGUCGCGGCUUCUUGCGGAGGUGCAGACGUUCGCGUCGGCGGACGAGCAGGUGAAGGAGGAGAUCAAGCGGCGCUCGGAGAACAAGGAGAACAAGGGCAAGGCGAAGGAGGAGGUCACGGAGCAGACGAUUGCGACGGAGACGCGCUCGAUGGGCGCUGUCACUACCAAGACGUGGUGGUCGUAUCUGCAGGCUAUCGGCGGUAUCCCCAUCGGCAUCGCGAUGCUGCUGCAGCUGCUUAUGCUCCAGGGUUCGGUUAUUGUGCUUAACCAGUGGCUGACGUGGUGGACCGAGGACAAGUUCGAGGAGAAGGCGGGUGUGUGGAUCGGGAUCUACAACGGUAUUGGGUUCACGUCUGUUGUUUUCCUCGUCAUCCUCAAUGUCUUCGUCCUCCUCUCCACCGUCCGCGCGUCCCGCACGUUCCACGCCAAGGCGCUCCAGGGUGUUCUCAAGGCGCCCAUGUGGUGGUUCGAGGGCCAGCCCAUCGGCCGCAUCAUGAACCGUUUCUCCAAGGACAUCGAGGCCAUCGACCAGCGUCUCAUGACGCAGAUCUUCCCGCUCGUCUCCGCCAUCGGCAACAUCCUCUCGACCACGAUCAUCCUCGGCUACUCGUCGCCCAUCAUGCUCGCCUUCCUCGCGCCCAUGUUCAUCCUCUACUGGUUCGUCCUGCGCUUCUACCGCGCCUCGCUCCGCGAGCUCAAGCGCCUCGAGUCGACCGGCCGCGGCCCGCUGCAGGCGCGCAUCAACGAGACGCUCGACGGUAUCCCGACGAUCCUCGCGUACCAGCGCGGACAGGACUUUGCGGACUCGGUCGGCGCGCUGCUCGAUCUGAGCAACAGGCCGACGUUCCUGCGCCUCCACGCUGAGAUCUGGGUUACGCUCCGUAUGGAGAUGGUGUCUUCGCUCGUUGUGUUCUCGCUCGCUAUGCUCGCGCACACUUCGGUUGUUGGCAACUCGACCCAGUUUGCGCUGUCGCUGACGUACUCGUCGACGCUGACGUAUCUCAUGAACUUGCUUCUCAAGUCUGCUGCUAACGUCGAGGCUGAGAUGAACUCUGUCGAGCGUCUCAUGAGCUACACCGAUGACCUCCCUGAGGAGCCCGCAUACCGCCUCGAGUCCGACCCCUCCCCCGAGGCCUGGCCUACGCGCGGCGAGAUCGUCGUCCGUGACGUCGACGCCGCCUACGCCUCGCGCCCCGACAAGCUGGUCCUCCGCAACGUCAACCUCAAGUUCAACGCCGGCGAGACCGUCUUCAUCGUUGGCCGCACCGGCUCCGGGAAGUCGACGCUCCUGUCGCUCCUUCUCCGCAUGAUUGACGCCAGCAACGGGUCGGUCGAGAUUGACGGUCGUGACAUUAACUCUCUCGGUGUUGCCACGCUCCGUCAGGGCAUGCAAGUCAUUCCUCAGGACCCCUUCGUCUUCUCCGGCACCAUCCGCUCCGCUCUCGACUUCCACAGCAAGCACGACGACUCCGCACUCUGGCACGCGCUCGAGCUCGUCGGCCUUAAGCAGUUCGUCGCUGGGCAGGACAACAAGCUCGACACCGCGGUCGAGGACAACGGCAACAACUACUCGGUCGGACAGCGCCAGCUGCUCUGCCUCGCCGCCGCGAUCCUCAAGGACCCCAAGAUCCUGCUGCUCGACGAGGCGACCGCGUCGAUCGACGCGGGCGCGGAUGUGUUCAUCCAGCAGGCGAUGCGGGCGUCGUGCCCGAACGCGACGAUCCUGUCCGUCAUGCACCGCCUGAGCGACCGUAUCCUCGAGGAGGCCGACAAGGUGCUCGUCAUGGAGCAGGGCUUCCCGAUCGAGUACGCGUCGCCCAAGGCGCUGCUCGCUGACCCCCAGUCGAUGUUCUCGAAGUUGAUGGCUGCGACGCGCAACAGCUCGUAA